This is a messenger RNA of Rosa chinensis, 661 nucleotides long. RefSeq lists its product as uncharacterized. The transcript has 2 exons. The record is from RefSeq and is a predicted model, not a curated record. NCBI's taxonomy places the organism in Eukaryota, Viridiplantae, Streptophyta, Magnoliopsida, Rosales, Rosaceae. The coding region runs from base 217 to 651 and encodes 144 amino acids.
UCUACCAUAAAUAUGGAGUAGGCAAAGAACUAGACAUUUCAUUUUUCCCUUCUAGCUGGAUAUACAUAUACAGUGAAUCCAGUUAAUUGAACUGAAAACUUAUCCAUCAUUAUCUGACGUUGAACUGCAGAUUUUCCUUUCUUCUUCUAGUUAAUUUCCUUCUGUUCGUGAUCCUACACGGUAAUACAGUCCAUAAACAAGGUCCACAGACCGGAUAUGGCUUCUUCUCUCCCUUGUUUGUAUAAUAUUCCGGUACAGCCAUAUUUGAAGCGUAGCAGCAAUAUUCGUCGUAUGAAUAUGAUCAUGCAAGUAAAGGCUCACAGCUUCGACGAAGGAAGAUCAUCGAGCAGCAGCAGGAAUAUGGUAGAUUCAAAUAUGCGUGUUCUAAGAGAGAAAAUUGAACUGGUUAAGAUGAGGGAGAGACUUGAGAAAUUAUGCCACAAACAUAAUCGUCAAGACCAAUACGGUUGGAAUUACGCAACCGGGUAUAAAUAUGAUGACCAGCUCAGAAGUGCAAGAGCAAGAGCAAGAGAGGUCUCAAGCUUCUUUCGCCUCAUACGUCUGGCCUCUCUCACUUUUGGUUUUACUUGUUUUAGUGCUACUUUUGGCCUUUUCCUUGUAUCACUGGUGAUUAACUAUUUGAAUCAAUAGUAUGCACAUA